Symbiodinium sp. CCMP2456 is the source of this 1677-nucleotide messenger RNA. The record is from the annotation of a GenBank genome assembly. Lineage: Eukaryota; Dinophyceae; Suessiales; Symbiodiniaceae.
AUGGACUACGAGGCUCUUGAUGGCCACAGUGAUGCUACCAGGGAUAUCGGCAGGGCGGCAGCGCAGUUGUCCACGACACCGUUGGCUCGCGCAACCUCGUGGCACGGUGCAGAGACGGAAGAGGCUACGGCGUCAGAUAUUGCACAACCAGGUGGAUUCCGUCGAGAGUUUGUGAUGCGCCCGGAGGGCUAUGGAACGGUCAGUUCCUUGGAGGCGUCCUCGCCCAGGGGUCAGCUGGCGCAGUAUGCCAGUCGCCCAUUGGUGCCAGAACUUCUCCGCGUGCAGCAGGGAGUCGAAGCAGACGACGACCUUUUGGGUCUCGAUCCCCGCCUGGUGUCUCCCUUGCUGCCUUUCUACAAACCGAUGUACCUCUUGACUCCGGCGAAGGAGCUUGGGGUGUCGGAUCAGUCGCAGCUGGUGGUGAUGAUCUUGAAAGGCUUCCUCGGAGCUUCAGUCUUGUAUUUGCCUCGCAGUUUCCUGAACGGUGGCCUUGCCCUGGGAGCACUGACUUUGGCGGUUGUCUGCGUUCUCGCUAUUGUGUGCAUUCGGCAGUUGAUCGAUUGUGCGGACCGUGUGCUGAUCGAGCGGACCAUCUCCUCCUCCCGAAGUCAGCAGACCUUCAUGGAGGAUGGCAUCGGGCCAUUCGGAAUGCCCUCUUAUGGUGAUCUUGCCGAGGUUGCUCUCGGCAAGCCUGGCCGGGCUGUUGUGGACCUUUCGGUCGCAGCUUCCCAGGUGGGCUUCUGCGCCACCUACUUCGUUUUCGUGAGCGCCAACGUGGCCGAGGUCGUCGGGACAUUGGCUGGCUGCCGCCAUGUGAUCUCACAAGGCAGCCUCUGCGGCCUGCUCGCCCUGGUCUGGCUUCCGCUCGCCCAGAUUCGCCGCCUCAAACACCUGUCGACGUUGAACCUUUUGGCUGACCUUUGCAUUGUCUUGGGCCUUCUGCUGAUUCUGACAGGGGCCUUGACGCACCUGGCCACGACGACGACCCUUUGGGACCUCCUCCGUUGGGCACGCUUCGAAACAUAUCCACUUUGCCUCGGUACGGCUCUCUUCGCCUUCGAGGGCAUAGGGCUCGUUCUGCCCAUGUACGAAGGGACAGACCCCGCGCUGCGCAAGAACUUCAAAGACACCCUGACAUGGACCUUGGCGAUCCUGUGCACCUUUUUCAUCCUCUUUGCUGCAGUAGCUUACCUCUCCUUUGGCUCAACCACGCGCACCGUGGUGCUGUUCAACCUGCGCGUGGGCGGGGAGAAGCGGAUCGUCUCGCAGAUUCUGUUCAGUGCAGCUCUGUUUUGCACAUAUCCAUUGAUGCUGCAGCCUGUGUCAAAGUUGGUGGAGGAUCGAAUGGGCUGGCGAGGCAGUGGCACCGCGGAGAAAGGAAAGGAAGCAAAACGAGACAUGCUACGGGCAGCACUGGUGCUGAUCACGAUGAGUGUUGCCUUGGGUUCGGCGCUGCGGCUGCAGAGUUUGGUUGCGUUGGUUGGCGGCCUCUGCUGCGCCCCUUUGGCUCUGGUCUUUCCGCCGGUGCUGCACCACAAGCUGAUUGGCGGCCAGUGGAAGCUGGAUGCUGGGCUGUCGUUGCUGGGUGUCAUGUUGGCGACUGUAUCCUCUGUUCAAGCCGCCUGGACAUGGGACGUGUAUCAGGAGAUCCCAUACUACUCCUGCAGUGGCAACUGA